CUCCAGAACUGCUUCCGGCUUAUCGCCCUCGGGGCCAUCAACCCACCUCCAUUGCACUGCUCCCAACCCCGUCACUCGCUCGCUUUGCUUCACUAUCGCGCCCGCAAUCCUUCUUUUCGCCAAUAGAUUUCUCUAAAUUAUACACUUGCUGAAAUGCGCGUUCCAGUCCAGUACAGCCAGCAGGCCAACGCCGCGAUGGCCGCCGCCGAAGACAUCUCGAGACUCUCGUUGAGGUCGGCUGAGCCCCAGCUGCCCGCACCCGCCGUGUCCUCGACCACUCCGUCCUCAACCGCCCCGCAGCCUACGCCGUUCUUUUCGACCUCGUCAAAGGAGGCCGCGAACGAUACGAGCAGCAAGUUCUCAGAAAAGCCCUCGAACUACACGUUCCCUCGCAGCGAGCGCGUUCGCCGCGAUGCCAGCACCAAGGCUAUCGAUCCGCUGACCGAGAGCUUCAUCGAGUUCAUGUACGAGAACCCGACCACGUACCAUGCGUGCGAGGGCUUUGCUGACAUGCUCUGCCACGCCGGAUUUACCUACCUCUCUGAACGUGUUUCGUGGGACGACAAGAUCACAAAGGGUGGGAAGUACUUCACAACCCGAAACGGCUCGUCGCUUGUCGCGUUCGUUAUCGGUCAGCAUUACGUUGGUGGAAACGGUGCCGGUAUGGUCGCUUGCCAUAUCGAUGCUCUUUGCGCAAAGGUCAAGCCUAUUUCGAAGAAGCCGGCCGUUGAGGGAUACACCCAGAUUGGUGCCGCCCCUUAUGCUGGUGCUAUGUCGUCGACCUGGUGGGAUCGUGAUCUUGGUCUUGCUGGACGUGUGGUCGUCAAGAACCCGACUGGCGUUAUUCAGACCAAGCUCUUUACGAUUCCCUACCCCGUCGCCCGCAUCCCGACACUUGCCCCCCAUUUCGGUGCGGCCGCCAACCCUCCCUUCAACGCCGAAUACAACACCACACCAAUUAUCGGUCUCGAGCCCGAUGAUCCGGCUGAGAACGAGCUGAGACCGGAUGAAGUCGGCGCUCCGCUAGCUGGACGUCAUAAUAUUCGCUUGCUGCGGCUUGUUGCGAAAGAGCUGGGUGUGCCGGUCUCGAGCAUGCUCAACUUUGACCUCGAGCUGUUUGACACUCAGCGUGGAACCGUCGGCGGUCUUGACAAAGAGUUUUUGUUCUGCCCGCGUAUCGACGACAAGAUCUGCGCCUAUGCGGCCAUCACUGGUCUUCUAGAGUCCUGCGAGGAGCAUGCCAUCAGCGGCUCGACCAUCAACGUUCUCGCCCUCUUCGACGACGAGGAGAUUGGCAGUCUUCUGCGUCAGGGAGCAAGAGGUGGACUUCUCGAGAGCUCGCUGCUCCGGGUUGUCGAGUCAGUUGGCGACGGCGCGACAAUGGCGCAGACUUACGCCAACUCGUUCCUCGUCUCGGCCGACGUUAUCCAUGCGUUCAACCCCAACUUCUCGAACGCGUACAUGCAGUACCACACUCCUUCGCUCAACGUCGGAGUCACAGUCUCGUGUGAUCCAAACGGACACAUGACCACCGAUGCCGAGAGCACGGCUUUCAUGGAAGAGGUUGCUCGCCGGACCAACAACACACUGCAGUACUUCCAGAUCCGCAACGAUUCGCGAUCGGGCGGUACUGUCGGUCCCAUGCUUUCGUCGUCGAUGGGAUGCCGUAGUAUUGAUAUGGGAAUCCCGCAGCUUGCCAUGCACUCGAUCCGUGCGUGUACCGGCUCCCGCGACGUCUCGCUCGGUGCUAAGCUCUUCCAGGCGUUCUACGAGGAGUGGGAGGAUGUCGAUUAUCAGUUCCGCUCUGGCGAGAAAAUGUAAUUAGUUGUUUUGUAGUAGCCUCUGGUUAGCCUUUUGUUUAGUCUUUUGUUUACAAUCUGUUGUUAUUUGUGCGAAUACAAUUAUCUGGUGUGUUAUUUCAUGCUUCU
Molecule: messenger RNA, 1928 nt
Organism: Myxozyma melibiosi
Lineage: Eukaryota; Fungi; Ascomycota; Lipomycetes; Lipomycetales; Lipomycetaceae
Product: aspartyl aminopeptidase
Exons: 2
Coding region: 154-1821 (555 amino acids)
Biological process (GO): proteolysis
Cellular component (GO): fungal-type vacuole
Molecular function (GO): metalloaminopeptidase activity; zinc ion binding
Source: RefSeq, a predicted model, not a curated record